GUCAGCGGAAGUGGUUUUAAGAGGAAGUGAACUAAAAAUGAAGUCUCGAAAACAACGAGUAAGACGAGUCGGGGAAAAGCCCUAAAAGUCCCACAUCCGGCCGAAGAAAACCCCCAAAAUGUUCACAAAACUCAAGCAAAAGAUUGAACAAGAGGGGGAAGCAACCCCUGUCAGCCCCAGGACAGCACGAAAAAGCAAACCGCCCCCUCGAGUUAAUGGUUGGACGGAAAAUAAAUGGGAGCGAAGGCGCCUGAGUAACGCUAGUUUGUACGAGUCGAGGGAGUCUUUAUUGAGUUCGCAGUCAGGCGCUUCGAGCUAUUUAUCCAGGAGAGGUUCAUUCACGAGUAGAUCUUCUACUGCUACGCCUAUUACUCCAGUUGAGCCUCCAAAUAGCACGAAUGACGCCGGGAGGGCAUCGCGCGAGGAGAUACUUGCCAUGUUAGCGAGAAAGACAGAACAAGUCUCCAAACUUGAAGUCAAGAUCUCAGAUAUGGCAGGGCUCCUGAAGGAACAUUCCCGAGCUAAUGAGAAACUGAAGGAAACUCUAGAACAAGCGAAGACAGACCACAGCAGAAAGCUUCAGGAUAUUGAUGAUGAGUACGAGCAGAGAAUUGAGAAGAUGAAGGCAGAUCAUGCAAAAGCUUUACGGGAAAGAUCACAGGUCAUUGAGUACCAGACGGACUCAACAAGAAAAGCGACUGAAAUUUUAGAAAAAAGCAAGGAACUAGAGUAUCUUGAUAAAGAAUACACAAAACAAAAAUAUGUGCUGGACGAAUUACAAGAGAGAUUGAAUGACCUUACACAAGAGAGGGAAAACUAUGAAACACGAGAGAAAACACUACAAAGCAAAAUAACAAGCAUAGAAAAAGAAAAUAAUUCCUUAAGGGACGAACUGAACAAAACUGUCAGUGAACUCACACAGAAAUCGCUGCAACUGAGCAGAGUAGAGAAGGAUUUAGCCCAAACAGAAUCGGAACUGAAUACUGUGCGACAGUCCUAUACACUAUUGAAAAACAAGACGACUGCUGAGUUGCAAGAUAAACAGACCAUGUUAGAGAGUGUCCAUGAGCGAAACAGCGAUCUGGAAAGAAGAUUACAAGACUGCAAGCUAUCAGGAAAUGAUAAAUAUGACUCUUUGGAGAGAGAGCGGCAGACACUUGAAAAGCGCUUAUCUGAGGCACGUGAUCAGCUAAAUGAAGCCCGGGCGAGUACCAAUGACAGAAUUAACACUUUGAACUCCCUGGUCAGUACAUUGAAUGAAAGACUGGAAAGAAAGGAAUCUACAUUGAUGGAAUGUCGACGACGGCACGACGAAGAAUUAACGUCAUUACAGGAAAAGAUUAAAAAUUUAGAGGAGCGAUUAUCGAGUACAAACCAGCUUAUAUCAAGUACAAAGAAUGACGAGAGUGGAAGGAUACAGGCGCUUAUAAAACGGAACGAUCAGCUAGAGCUGGAGCUCGAGCGAGCGAGACAAAAUCUAAACAGCAGCAGUAAAGUCGCGGAUGAACAGAUAUCUGAUAUGGAAUCUGAGAUAAACCGUUUAGAAGAAACGAGACACCAAGAGAAAGCGGAGAUGGAACUUAAAAUGGCGCAGCUGAAGGAGAUUGAGAACGAGUACUCGGUAAAGGCGGAUCAGUACAAGCAGCAUAUCGCGGACUUGGAAGAAGAGAAGGACCAACUUCAGAAUGAGCUGGACUCUCAGACUGAGGAGCUAAGACAGGUCUCACUGUGUCUUGAAGACGCGAUGAAGAGAACAUACGAACUCAAAAGCCAGAUUGCCCACUUGCAAGAUAAUCUGAAAGAGAAAGAAAGUCUGCUAACGUGCUAUAAUAGCUCCAAGAGCGAUUCCGGUCCAUCCUCUUAUUACUCGAGUCCAGUCGACCAUUCCGAUGCUUACGAUGCCUUGCGUGGAGACCUUGACACCACUCGGGCUCGAUGCAAAAAGGCCGAAGAAGCGUUACUAGAAAGGGAAAAGACCAUCAUGCAACUGAGGAGAGAAGCAAGUGACCGAGAGGAACUACUGAACCGAUCCACCACUAAGCUAAAACAAUACGAAGAAAAUAACCGGUUUAUCAAGAAUGACAGGAUUUAUGCAUCCGAUGCACGAGAUAGCCACAAGGUGAUCUCAGCCCUUAGGCAGCAAAUUCAAGAGAUGGAACACGAAAGAGAGAUGCUCCAAUUGGACGAAAACGAGCUCCGAGAGCUGAGAGAAGAGCGUUUACGGCACGAUAGGGAACUCACCGAAAAAGAAAAGAAAAUUCGACUUCUACAAUCUAAAGUUACGGAGUUAAAGAAAGCCUUUCAGCGAGAACUGAAACUUCCUGUUCCAGGCGAAGAGUUGACAGGAAGCACGCCUGACUCACCCGGAAGUGACACUAAUAGUAUCGUCGCAGAUAAAGACAGGCUGGAAUACCUCGAUAUGAACUUCAAAUACCUAAAACAUGUCAUUCUGAAGUACAUGUGCAGUGAUAACAAACAGUCUCGUCAACUAAUCAACGUCAUCGCACAUCUGUUACGUUUUUCGCCGAAGGAACAAAAAUGCGUCUACGAUGCCGUAGAUUGGAAGCUGCCAUUGGAAAGCUAGUUGUCCCUCAGUACUUGUGGUCAGCAGUCUACAACAUGGACACCAUCCGCAGUAGCUCUUUCACAUAAGCUCUUGAUGCUAUGAAAGAGAGUUAAUUUAUUUGUAUAGAAAAUUAAUUGAUAAGGUUUAAAAGAAAAUACAAAAUUCUAUAGGUACCUACAUAUUGCUCUCGUUUUCUGGGAUAUUUCAUACUUUGUACAUAUAAGAAUGAAUUCGUAAUAAUAUAGUAUUUAUAAAUUAGCAGAAGAUAUUUAUUAGGUCUAUCCAAAGGGAUUUCAUAUCCAAAUGAAAUUCUGUUAAAAUCCCUACUACAUUUGAAGCAUAUAAAAAUAGUUUAUACAGAUUUUAACUCUAUAUUAUUUAUUGUUAUAAAGAAAGCAAGCAAAAAUAAUAUAUUAAAAAAAACUUUGUUCCUCAAAA
Molecule: messenger RNA, 3004 nt
Organism: Nematostella vectensis (starlet sea anemone)
Lineage: Eukaryota; Metazoa; Cnidaria; Anthozoa; Actiniaria; Edwardsiidae
Product: golgin subfamily A member 1
Exons: 29
Coding region: 119-2584 (821 amino acids)
Cellular component (GO): Golgi apparatus
Source: RefSeq, a predicted model, not a curated record